GGGGUCUUGGUUCAGUGCGUGGCUGCUUCCACGCCUCUUCUCGCAGCCUGAAGCCCAGGCUCGCGUCCCCUCUUCGCCGCCCGGGAGCGGCCCGGCGCGUACUCAGCACCAUGAGGAGACUUGGGACUUGCCUGGCGACUUUGGCCGGACUUUUGUUAACUGCGGCUGGGGAAACGUUCUCAGGUGGCUGCCUCUUUGAUGAGCUUUAUACCUCAUGUGGAUAUAGUCAAGCUGAAGAUGAUGACUUCAAUUGGGAACAGGUGAACACCUUGACCAAACCAACUUCAGAUCCAUGGAUGCCAUCAGGAUCUUUCAUGCUGGUGAAUACAUCUGGGAGACCGGAGGGGCAGAGAGCUCACCUGUAUUUACCUCAGCUGAAGGAAAAUGACACCCACUGCAUUGACUUUCACUAUUUUGUAUCGAGCAAGAGUAAUUCUGCUCCAGGGUUUCUCAAUGUCUAUGUGAAGGUCAAUAACGGACCCUUGGGGAAUCCUAUCUGGAAUAUAUCUGGAGACCCAACACGCACGUGGAACAGGGCAGAACUAGCCAUCAGUACGUUCUGGCCUAAUUUUUAUCAGGUGAUUUUCGAAGUGGUAACCUCUGGCCAUCAAGGAUAUCUUGCUAUUGAUGAAGUGAAGGUCUUAGGACAUCCAUGCACCAGAACUCCUCACUUCUUGCGGAUUCAGAAUGUGGAGGUGAAUGCUGGUCAGUUUGCCACCUUCCAGUGCAGUGCCAUCGGCAGGACCGUGGCUGGCGACAGGCUUUGGCUACAGGGCAUUGAUGUUCGAGAUGCUCCCCUGAAGGAAAUAAAGGUGACUAGUUCCAGAAGAUUCAUAGCUUCAUUUAACGUUGUGAAUACGACAAAGCAAGAUGCUGGGAAGUACCGCUGUAUGAUCCGCACAGAAGGAGGUGUUGGGAUAUCAAACUAUGCAGAAUUGGUAGUUAAAGAACCCCCUGUUCCCAUCGCCCCACCUCAGCUUGCCUCUGUGGGAGCCACCUAUCUAUGGAUACAGCUCAAUGCCAACUCCAUCAAUGGGGACGGGCCCAUUGUGGCCCGUGAAGUGGAAUACUGCACAGCCAGUGGGAGCUGGAAUGACCGGCAGCCAGUGGAUUCCACAAGUUACAAAAUUGGGCACCUUGAUCCGGAUACUGAAUAUGAGAUUAGUGUGCUGCUCACCAGGCCAGGGGAGGGUGGCACUGGAUCUCCUGGUCCAGCUCUCAGGACAAGGACCAAGUGUGCUGAUCCCAUGCGUGGCCCAAGAAAGCUGGAAGUGGUAGAGGUCAAAUCUCGACAAAUCACCAUCCGUUGGGAGCCAUUUGGAUAUAACGUAACUCGUUGUCAUAGUUAUAAUCUCACGGUCCACUACUGUUACCAAGUUGCGGGACAAGAGCAAGUGCGAGAAGAAAUAAGCUGGGAUACAGAUAAUUCACAUCCUCAGCACACAAUCACUAACUUGUCACCAUACACCAACGUCAGUGUGAAACUCAUCCUCAUGAAUCCCGAGGGACGGAAGGAAAGUCAAGAACUCAUAGUGCAGACCGAUGAAGACCUCCCAGGUGCUGUUCCUACUGAAUCCAUCCAAGGAAGCACCUUUGAAGAGAAGAUAUUUCUGCAGUGGAGAGAACCAACUCAAACAUAUGGUGUCAUCACUUUGUAUGAGAUCACCUACAAAGCAGUCAGUUCCUUUGACCCAGAAAUAGAUUUAUCCAAUCAAAGUGGAAGAGUCUCAAAACUGGGAAACGAGACCCAUUUUCUGUUUUUUGGACUAUAUCCUGGGACCACAUACUCCUUUACCAUCCGAGCAAGCACAGCAAAGGGUUUUGGACCUCCAGCAACAAACCAGUUCACAACCAAAAUAUCAGCACCGUCUAUGCCAGCUUAUGAACUUGAGACACCUUUGAAUCAAACUGACAAUACAGUGACAGUAAUGCUGAAGCCUGCACAGAGCAGAGGUGCACCUGUCAGUGUCUAUCAGAUAGUUGUUGAGGAAGAGCGUCCUCGAAGAGCUAAAAAAACAACAGAAAUCCUAAAGUGCUACCCAGUACCAAUUCACUUCCAGAAUGCGUCAAUCCUGAACUCCCAGUACUAUUUUGCUGCUGAAUUUCCAGCAGACAGCCUCCAAGCUGCUCAGCCUUUUACUGUUGGUGAUAAUAAGACAUACAAUGGAUACUGGAACACUCCCCUUCUUCCCCAUAAAAGCUACAGAAUUUACUUCCAAGCUGCUAGUAGAGCCAAUGGGGAAACCAAAAUCGACUGUGUCCGAGUGGCCACAAAAGCUGCGAUAAUCGUGACUCAGCUUACAACACCUUACAUUCGCAUCGCCCCUGCUGCAGGCGACGGCCAACUAACAGGAGCCGCCACUCCAAAGCCAGUCCCAGAACCUGAGAAACAAGCAGACCGCACAGUUAAAAUCGCUGGGGUCAUUGCUGGUAUCUUGCUGUUCCUCAUUAUAUUUCUUGGAGUUGUGUUGGUGAUGAAGAAAAGGAAACUAGCCAAGAAGCGGAAGGAGACAAUGAGUAGCACCCGGCAGGAGAUGACAGUGAUGGUGAACUCCAUGGACAAGAGCUACGCCGAGCAAGGCACAAACUGUGACGAGGCCUUCUCGUUCAUGGACACGCACAACCUGAAUGGGAGAUCUGUGUCAUCACCAUCAUCCUUUACGAUGAAAACAAACACACUGAGCACAUCGGUGCCUAAUUCCUAUUACCCAGAUGAGACCCACACGAUGGCCAGCGAUACCAGCAGCCUGGUUCAGUCCCACUCUUACAAGAAGCGUGAGGCAGCUGAUGUGCCCUACCAGACCGGGCAGCUUCAUCCCGCCAUCCGGGUUGCAGACCUCCUUCAGCACAUCACGCAGAUGAAGUGUGCCGAGGGCUAUGGCUUCAAGGAGGAAUAUGAGGUGAGCAUGAGCCAGGUACUAUGCUUCCAGCACAUUCAGCAAGCCAUAGGGUCCAAGAGAUUCCAGAGAGGAGCCGAAUGGCUCAUCCGUGGAUCCUUUUCCAGCUGGUAGUAAGAAUUAUUACCUGGGAGUUUAUGUGUUAGAUGGGAAAGGAAAAUCACUUCACUCUUUGCCUUCUUCUGUAUAAACAUGCUGCUUACCAAGCCCUCUUUCCCUCUCUGUUCUUCAUCACUUUCCUUCUUUGUUCUUUAUCACUUUCCUUGGCUUUUCAUGUAAUUAACUAUAAUAUUAAAUCCUAAUUUUGUAGAAGUUAUCUAAGGAAAACUACUGUCCACUUAAAGCAAUUAUAGACCAACCAGUGAUGUGAUGUGGUAGAAAUUAGAUGACAGUAAAGAGACUGACUAUUAUCUUGACUAUGACAGCUGCUAUUGCCCUGCAAGGCCAGACAGCACACCUCUAUCCCGGGCUGUCCUAUGGACAGCUGUCAGGGUGUUUCUGGGUUCUCAAUAUUUUCCUACUAUAUAUAAAACACAGGGUCCACCCUCUUCACACCCUUUGCCAUUCGUGAAUUCUGUUUGAAGGUCACUCAGGAACUGAAGAGCACUCACUGACUUGAAGAAGUCUGACUCCAAGAAGAAUGCCAUUGCUCACGUGGGUGUAGGGGAAGCAAAGUAGGAAGGAUUGCUUUUCUUAUGUUAUUAGAAUUAGUUUACAGUCAUUCAUGAGGACAAAAUGGUAUGAUUACUCAGAAUAGAAACAGGGCUAUAUACACACAUAGCUUUUUAAACCUCAGAAUGUUUUGUCAGUCCUGUGUCCACAUAAUUAGCUCAUAAUUGGGAAACAUCUAGUUUGGAGUUAGGUAUUUUUUAAAUCAGCUCCUACUUCUUCUUAGAGCCUAUGAGUGAGCGUCAUAUUCUGCUUCUGUCUCCUUUUGGGGGUUUGCUCACGAUGUGUCAUCUCAUGCCUCUGGUGCUGCCUUGCCAUGGGUAAGCUUCUAUCAAAGAUCCACUACAUGUGCAGCAAGGUUGGCCAAGCCACUGCUACCCUUAAGAGUAGGUCUGUGGUCCAAAGCAGAGAAGUAGACACACCUUCCCUUGCUCACAUUGAGUCCUGAUGGGGAACCAGUGACCUUAGUUCAGAGACUGCAAGACCAAGGAAGCCAAUCCAAACUGU
This is a messenger RNA of Castor canadensis (American beaver), 4073 nucleotides long. RefSeq names its product protein tyrosine phosphatase receptor type M (gene Ptprm). Gene Ontology annotation, cellular component: membrane. The record is from RefSeq and is a predicted model, not a curated record. Gene Ontology annotation, molecular function: protein tyrosine phosphatase activity; protein binding. Gene Ontology annotation, biological process: protein dephosphorylation. Lineage: Eukaryota; Metazoa; Chordata; Mammalia; Rodentia; Castoridae.